GAAACUGAUUGGUGAAUUUUGCUAAACGUCAACAGAAGUUUUGCUUGUCUGCUGUGACAGCGGCAUCACAACAAACGGUUGUGUGCUUGACAGUUAGGAGCAAGAAGAUGCCGAAUGAGGCCGAGGAAGAUAUAUUUGCAAAUUCAGCCAAGAAUGUGUUCGGUGAUGACACAUCCUGUUGCUACGAUCUGCCUCCAGAUCUGGAAGACUUGUUGCUUUUUGGCAACAAUGUGAAUCUUCUUGAUGAAAUUGCCGCACUUGCGCAAAUAAGCGAAGAGGAGAUAGAAAAUUUGGCAUCAGGUGGAGAUAAACAGAUUUCACCGCUUUCCCAAGCAUCUGAUACUGGAGACUCGAAUGGUGACAAUCAGAAACAAAAGCCUGUUCCCUGUCCUUUAUGCUCUAGACCUUUUUUAAACAGAAGUAGUUUGACUUAUCAUAUUCGCACUCACCUCGGAGUGCACCCAUUCCAGUGCAGAUACUGCUCCAAAGGCUUUGUGCGCAGAGAUACCAUGCUAGUGCAUGAGACAGAGCACACAGGCAUGAAACCGUUUGUUUGUGAUUCGUGCAAUAAAUCUUUUCCAACCAUGGCUGUGCUCAGGAAGCAUGCUGCUACACAUGCAGGGAAGAAACCUCACACCUGUGAUGUUUGCCACAAGAAUUUCAGCUCAAGAGGUAACCUGAAUCAGCACAUGAAAAAACACACGGCUGUUAGGCCAUUUUCUUGUCAACAAUGCUCAAGAAGUUUCGUAUUUAGGGGUGACCUGCACGUACAUCUCAAAAUGCAUGCUGGAAUCAGGCCACACAAAUGUAACUACUGUUUAAAGACAUUCAGCAGCAAAGGUAACCUCAACCAACAUCUUAAGAUGCAUUCGGAUUCAACAUCUUAUGUUUGCACUACAUGUUCCAAGGUCUUCACCAUAAGAUCAUGUUUCGAGGAGCAUAUGAAAGGUCAUGCAGCUGUCAAAACUGAAGAAAAAUCUAUAAAAGAUUGUGCUGCUGUGAGUCAAGAGGAACAUAUAAAAGAUAAGACUGAAUAAACAUUCACAUAUAUUUCCAAAAUGUAAUUUGUCAUUGUUUCGAGAUAUGGGAGAUUUGUGUAAGGCUGACUAUUCUGAUUGUGAAUAACUUGGUGUUAUAUACUACUUUUCUAAAUGUCAGUAGUCUUAGUAUAUCUGUGAACAUUUGGUUGUGAUUUAGUGUAUAAGCUUGCUUUUAUUUAACUACUGCUGUGGAGACCAUGACAGUUUUCAAAACUUGAUGCCAAAUGUAUCAUGGCAGUAUGACAGACUUUCAAGGUAGUGUGGAGUCUAACAAACUGCUUGUUUCUUAAAUCAAAAUU
Messenger RNA from Schistocerca americana (American grasshopper), 1339 nucleotides. Its product is annotated as gastrula zinc finger protein XlCGF7.1-like. Gene Ontology annotation, biological process: regulation of transcription by RNA polymerase II. Gene Ontology annotation, molecular function: DNA-binding transcription factor activity, RNA polymerase II-specific; RNA polymerase II transcription regulatory region sequence-specific DNA binding. Gene Ontology annotation, cellular component: nucleus. Bases 108 to 1037 code for a protein of 309 amino acids. The record is from RefSeq and is a predicted model, not a curated record. Lineage: Eukaryota; Metazoa; Arthropoda; Insecta; Orthoptera; Acrididae. The transcript has 5 exons.